CCAAAUUCAUCCACACACACCAUAGCAAGAACUCAUCUCUGAGCUCCUCACCACUAAAAUCCGGCCACCUCCUCUUCCCUCCGGUGAGUCGCCGUCCAGCCGCCGGCAAUCCCGUCCAACCCUCGCCGGCAAGCUCACCUCUCGAGUCCCGAAGCAAGAGGUCUUUCUCGUCCCCCGAACAAAAUUUCUUUUCCUCCUUUCUAUACUGCCGUGCGCCACCGCCACCGCUACCUCCACUGUACGUCGUCCACUCUCCGAUAGUUUUACAGUGAAAAUGCUGCCACAAAGAUUGAAGAAGACCGUGACGGACAACCCUAAGAAAGUAGCAGAUUUGAUUGACCUUGUGAAUCUGCCCACCAUACUCAGAGAUUUUAUGGGUCAGUCUCAGAGUUCUCAUCUCAAUUGCUUUAGGCGAGUUUGGUCUUACAUAAAGGACAACAAUCUCCAGGAUCCACACAAUAAGAAUGUUGUGAAUUGUGAUCAAAAGCUGAAAAGUAUUCUUUUGGGCAAGUCUAAGGUCGACCUCACUGAACUUCCCUCGUUGGUCAAGUUGCAUUUUCCAAAGAAGCCAAAGUAAUUGCUACAAGCCUGAUGAGGUGAAGGCCUUGGAUGGCACAACAAGAAUUUGGGAUCCUUAUCGUGAUAUAGCACAGAACAUUGUCACUUGUCCCACAAGUUGAAUUCAUAGUUCUAGACAUCUUAUGUUCCUAUUUUUGUUCACAUUAUCAAGUGANAUUAUAAAACUCAAAGCGAAUGUACAAUGUUCGUGAAAGAAAAAUACAA
This is a messenger RNA of Striga asiatica, 783 nucleotides long. NCBI's taxonomy places the organism in Eukaryota, Viridiplantae, Streptophyta, Magnoliopsida, Lamiales, Orobanchaceae. The record is from the annotation of a GenBank genome assembly.